Messenger RNA from Oncorhynchus kisutch (coho salmon), 3224 nucleotides. RefSeq names its product olfactory receptor class A-like protein 4. The coding region runs from base 1186 to 2193 and encodes 335 amino acids. NCBI's taxonomy places the organism in Eukaryota, Metazoa, Chordata, Actinopteri, Salmoniformes, Salmonidae. Gene Ontology annotation, cellular component: membrane. Gene Ontology annotation, biological process: G protein-coupled receptor signaling pathway. The transcript has 4 exons. The record is from RefSeq and is a predicted model, not a curated record. Gene Ontology annotation, molecular function: G protein-coupled receptor activity.
AAAAGAUAGAGUUGUAGUGAUGAGGAGAGUGACUCAGUCCAUUUCUCCUGACAGAUGAAGAUAGGGAAGAAGCACUGUCUUACUCUGUUCCAUACGGGCUACAUUUUUGAGUCUCAGCUCUGAGACUAACAUCUGUCUUGGUUUCAGACGAAGUCGCAGUGUCUCUUCUCCUUCAUACACCAUCUCUUUCGCCCACCACCAGAAAAUGAGUCGCAGGGAUAGAGGGAGAGAAAGAAAGGGAAAAAGAGAGGGAGCGUCGGAGUGAACUUGAGAGGGAGAACGAGCGGGUAAGAGGAAGGAGAGAUGAAUACUCAAGUUGAACAUAGCUGUUGUCAAUGAAGAGCUAUGAGAGUUACUGUAAAUGGCCUAUGAAACAGCACAUCAUGAACCAAAUACAAGCCAGAUUCUUACUUUCCAAUGUUUUCACUUUUGUACAUUGCUUGUAUUACAUUAUAAUUUGGGAAACUAUGCUCUAAGAUCAUAGUCCAAAGCUUUUGUCUGAACAAUAUUUUUGAAAUAAAAUGCUUUUGCAUGACCUUGCUUUGUUUUAUGAAUGGCAUCAAGUGAUUACUUCCUGUUCAGCACCAAAACCAAACACACCUCCCCCCUCCUCCCUGGGGAAGCUAGUGUGGCAUCCUAAUUAACCUAGCUGCUAAGGAGACAUUUUUCAAUUAGACUAGCUGAUUAAUCUCUCCUGUUCUGUGUAUAUGCACUCUCAGCUCCUGGUAGCUAAACUCUGAAACACCCACAUUCCCAUGGGUGUAGUGUACCCCUGGUCUAGCAUUGAUUGGAUGGGUAUCUAGGGAAAUGCCCUUUGCUGUGAUUUUAGGUGGAUGGGUAUGGUAGGAACUACUUUGUAUUUGUCUGGUGUCCAUGGUGAUUUUACAUAGGUAGUUCUGUGGGAGGUUGGGCUUGUGUUCAAUGCUACAGAAAGAGUGAGUGUUUACGAAAGUGUACCUAUAAUAGAUGGGCAGCAAUCAAUAUCUAUUUUGCUGUGCAUUUGUAUCUAUGACCAAGAGUUGUUGAUAUUUGGAAUAAAACAUCUAGCAGUGGAUUAGAGGCUGCAGACAGAUACUGGAAUAUAACUACUCUUAGAAGAAACUGGGAAAACAGGGCCCUGGAUUAGGAUCCAAAGAGACUGAAGAGUAUUCUACCCAGAACUCUAACUCUAAUUCAGUAGCUGAGAUGGAGACCCCAAUGCCGGAGUUGAGAGAUGCGGAGCCAGUGGAGAUGGGUCUCGGUGUCAACGUGUAUACCUUCCAGAACACCCUCUACACAAUCUUGGUCCUGCUGGGUAUUGUGGGUAACGCCACGGUGGUUGGCGUAAUUAGUGAGAGCGUAUUCAAAGACCCCAGUGGAGGACGUAACUCAGACAUCAUCCUGAUAAACAUGGCCCUCUCCAACCUGCUCCUUUCUCUGCUGAGGAACGUCCUGCUGGUCAUGUCUGACCUGGGGCUGGAGCUGAACUCUUCCAGAGACGGGUGUCACGUCCUGAUGGGGGUGUGGGUGUGGCUUCGCUCAGUCAACGUGUGGUCAACACUCUUCCUCAGUGCUUUCCACUUCCAGACACUGAGGCGCGUGGCCCCUCCCUCACGGACUGUUCACAGGCCCCACAGACCCCCCAAGACCCUUCUGAUUAGCCUGGGCCUCAUCUGGUAUCUCAACCUGAUCUAUGCUAUACCUGCACACAUCUACUCUACUAAGGGGAACAAGAACAGCACAGAGACCCUGAUGUUGGUCAGCAGCACCACGCGCCCCCUGCUGGGCUGUGUGUGGAACUUCCCCUCCAGCUACAAUACCCUGGCCUACACCACCACCUCCAUGGUGAUCCACGAGAUCCUGCCUAUCAUCCUGAUGGCCAUCACCAACCUGGGCUCCCUCUACACACUCUACACCUACGGCAGGACCCGUAACCCAGCACACAUGACCCAGGACGCGCCUGUCAUCAAGAGGAUACCGGCUGAGAGACGGGCUGCCAAGGUGAUUCUAGCCCUCACCAUCCUCUUCAUUGUGUCUUGGGGAACUAGCAUCAUCUCUAUCAACUACUUAAACUACAAUAAAGGAUCUUCAGACAGGUUUCUCCCGAUAAUAGCUCGCUUUGCCAACAGCAUCUUCAUCGCCAUUUCGCCCAUCGUGCUGGCAGUGGGUCACCGGCGGCUGCGUGCUGUCGUUAAGUCUUUUCUUACUCACUGACAGAUCCAACACCCUGAAUCACACUGCAACUGACAUUAUGGGGAAGCCAGUGGAAAAAUAUUAUACUUCCCUUCAUAUAGCCUAAUAAUAAAGUAGACUUACAUGUUUGUUGGUAUUCCUCUAACCAUUGGCAAAAAUGAUGAGGUCAUCUGUGCUCUUUUAAGGUACUUACUACUAACUGAGCAGUAUAUUUUCCAUGUGUGGUAGGAGUCAAAAUAAGAAUACUGGGAGAGAUGGAGGCUCGCACACUGUCGAAAAAACAAAACAUCCAAAACCGAGGCUUGAAUGGUUAUUAAAACAUCAUGGUGCCAGUGGCGGUUCUGGGGGGGUUCCAGUGCCCCUGUGACAACAAUUUUGGACCCCCUUGUGGUCCCCCUAAAUGUGGAGUAUGAAUAAAUUUUUACAUACAGUAACUCAUUUUUGCUAUCAUUCUUUUUUUACAUACGUUAUUUAGACAGUGGCAACGAUGAUGAUUAUGAACAUGGUCUUCUGCCUGCUAAUGCCUGCAAUGCAGUGAAGAAAACGAUGUCAAGAAUAACGUCUAAUGUAACUUGCCCCUCUAACAGUACAACUGGCCCCAGCUUGGCCCCCCCCAGUUGAAAUGGUCUAGAACCGCCACUGCAUGGUGCCCAAAAAAUCAGAGUGCAAGAAAGUGCAUAAAUGAAAGUGAAAACAAAACACAAACGUUUCGGCCUCAGGUCAUCAUCAGUUUAACCAUUGGCAACCAUUUUGAUCCUCUUAGGCAGACUGUUUUAACAUGGUGCUAUGAGAGUCAAACCCAUUCAUUUAUUACUUUAUGACAAUUUCUAAGAAUGUAUUGAUCACUGAGGAAGACCACUGUUUGUUUGUCAGUGAGAUUACAUGAACACUAUUUAUUUCUGGAAACCUGCUCUUUUGUGAGCGACAGAAUGUUUUUGAUGUAUAGACUGUAUGUGAAAGGGCACUCCUAUCUAUAGAUAGUUGUUGUUACAUGUUCUGUCUUGUUUGCUCUUUAAAAAACGGUCAAAAUAAAGGCCUUUAUUUGUACCAUC